Sitophilus oryzae (rice weevil) is the source of this 1448-nucleotide messenger RNA. RefSeq lists its product as uncharacterized. The record is from RefSeq and is a predicted model, not a curated record. Lineage: Eukaryota; Metazoa; Arthropoda; Insecta; Coleoptera; Curculionidae. The coding region runs from base 273 to 1361 and encodes 362 amino acids. The transcript is spliced from 4 exons.
AGUUAAGUAAUUUAUUACUUUAUAAAAGAAUUUUAAUUCAAACAUUACGGUCGAUAAAAACAAAGGAGCAUCCUGUCAACUUGACAUAAAGAAAUUUAAAGCUCUCCAAGAAAAAAAAAUGUUCCGUUAUUGAAAAAAGUUUAGUCCAGUCGAAAUAUUAUUAAAAAUAUUAUUUUAACGCUCAUCUAGUUACACUGUGGCCACGCAAAUAUCGCAACUGCAACGUACAGAGUGGACAAAAGUAGAAGUUUGUGAAUUAUAACAGGUGAAGCAUGAAUUCCGGAGAUGUUUUGCUAGAACCCGACCCAAUGCUUUACUACAACGACCCCUUGAUGCUUUGCAUGGCGCAGAAUCUCAGAAACGAAUGCACGUUUGUUUUUAAAUCCGUUAAUAAUGACACGGUCUCGCAAAGAACACUUAUUCUGGACAAUAAGAACUUUUAUUCUAAUUCUACACCUUGCACUUCGAGCCAAAAAGACAGUUAUUAUCCGGAUACAGCUGUGAAUCUCCAAGCUAGCUCUAGUAAAUUACCUGAAACUUUUAGAAGUAUACAGGACGACCAGCCAGAAUUCAUUGACGUAAACAAUUUGACGUUUUUCGAAAACGCCGGUGAUAAAAAGAUAGUCAAAGAGAGUAUUGCGAUUAGUGAUGAUGAUAGCGAUGUCAUUUUCGUUAAAGAGUAUAAAAAUGAAGGUUCUAAUCACGUUUCUGCACAGUUAAACGUGAAUGGUAAAGAUGAAAUCAGGAGAAACCCAAUGAGAAAAGCUAGGUCAGUUAAAUCAAAGAGACAUCUCCAAAAUGAGCAUUUUCUCGAGGAGGAUUUUGAUGUUCUGGAUGAAAUGGACGAAAGUAAUCUGGUAUUUUUCAAAAACAAAUCUAAUUCCUCAAACUCUGUGACGUCCAAUGAGAACUUCAAAGAAUGGCCUGUCAACGCUUACGAGAGACCAGAAUACAAUCCAGAAACAAAGAAAAUUGAACCAUUCGAUUAUACCAUUAGGAAAAUUCAAGUUAGUCAGACCCAGCAGGUGCAGGAAAAGAAGAAAUGCUAUAUAGAAGUCGCACCAAAGAUCAGAAGAAAAUCGAAGAAAAAAUACUUCAUCAGAAAAAGAAGACCGAAGAAUAGCAAGAUCGAGAAGAAAGUUCCAGUUGAAGAUCUGAAAGUCACUGUAAAGUCAACCUUCGAUUUUGUGAGUGAUUUCUUCAAAUUAUACUCUAAAGACUCUUCGAAACCUAUUUCUACAACAUCGAACGAUGGGAUCUACAAUUUGUUGAAGAAUCAAACCACGUUGUUGUGUUUGUUGAACGGGUACAAAGAAGAUGAUAUUAAAAAAUGCGUGGGGAAGUUGGUAGUUGGAAGUUAGGGACUGGAAAUUAGGAAUUAGCAUGUAAUUUUUGUUGGCAUAUAAUUAUUUUUGUUGUGAAUGUGCAGUUAAUUUAAUUAAAAAAAA